Messenger RNA from Meloidogyne enterolobii, 666 nucleotides. The record is from the annotation of a GenBank genome assembly. Lineage: Eukaryota; Metazoa; Nematoda; Chromadorea; Rhabditida; Meloidogynidae.
AUGCUUGGGGAACAAACACAAAACAAAGGGGAGGUUCAGAAUUGUAAUAGUAGACAAGCAGCAACGACUAGUCAACAACAAAAUGAUACCUCAUCAAUCAACACUCCAAACACCCCAAAUACCCAACAAAAACAACGAAAUGACUCCAAACCUCAAGGCAUUGUAUACCCCCAAACAAAUAUAUUUAACAAUCAACAAAAUCAUUCUUCACAACAACAAAACUCUUUUUGUGGGACUUACGGUACAGCGGCUGCUCUUCAUUUUAAUCCUUUUGUGUCUCCUUUUGCUACUAAUAAUAACGGAAUUAUAGACACCCGUUUCAACGAUCCCUUUUUUGGUGUUCUAAAUAAUUCAUCAAAUAAUACCAACAAUUUCAAUACAAUAAUUAACAAUUCUGAUUUUCGUUGGGGAGGAAAUGCUGCUGCUAAUUUUUUUGAUGGAAAUACAGCAAAUAUUGGGAGAAUUGCAACGGCAAGGAUUGGGGGGAAUUCGACUAAAGUUGAGGAAAAUUCUGGAUUAAAUCUCUCACUCCAAUCUUCAACUAAUUCAAAUAGUCAGUCAUCUACUACUACUACUAAUAAAACUUUAAACAUUCAAAAUGGAAGGAAUAACAAUAAUAGUAUGAUGUUGUCUGUUAAGGAGGAGGUGAAAGAUGUUGGAUUUUAA